CUUUUUCCCUCUGUCUUUCAGAAUGCAACCCAUGAGAUUGGUGAGGAGGUGGAGGACGGGGUGGUAUACACCAUCACCCUGCGGAAGGUGCAGAUGCUCCACCACCGCCACCACGUUGGUGGCAGCGGGGCCGUUAAGGGCCAACGCUGGCUAGGUGUGGACGCAUCGCUCAGCCUGUAUGAGACGUGCAAGGUGCGCACCAUCAAGGCAGGCACGCUGGAGAAGCUGGUGGAGUACAUGGUGGCGGCGUUCCGGGGCAACGACUCCACCUACGUUACCAUCUUCCUCUGCACCUACCGCUCCUUCGCCUCCACCAAGCAGGUCCUGGACCUGCUGCUCAACAGGUAUGCCAAGCUCCAGCACCUGCCUGGCUCAGAGGGCCACAGACUGACUCAUGAUGAUCGCACAGAUCUGAGGAACACAAUAUCCUCCAUCUUGGGGGCAUGGCUUGACCAGUACUCUGAGGACUUCUGGAAUCCUCCGGAGUACAGCUGCCUGCGACGUCUCAUCUCCUACCUGCACCUCAACUUCCCGGGAUCGGACCUGGAACGCCGCGCCUGCAACCUCCUGGCCCACUUCCACCGCCGGCAGCUCCAAGAGCCCGAGAUGCUGGGUCAUGGCGGCUAUCCUUUCACCUUAUUGGAGGAGAAUGGCUACGAGGAUGACCGACUGGACUUUCUGAACUUUGACCCGGCGGUGGUGGCCGAGCAGUUCACCCUCAUGGACGCGGAGCUCUUUAAGAAGGUGGUUCCCUACCACUGUCUGGGGAGUAUCUGGUCGCACCGGGACAAGAAGGGCAAGGAGCAUCUGGCACCCACCAUCCGUGCCACUGUCACACAGUUCAACUGCGUCACCAACUGUGUCAUCGCCACCUGCUUGAGCGAGCGUUUGCUCAAACCUACACAGCGGGCCAAACUGGUGGAGCGCUGGAUCGAAGUGGCCAGGGAGUGUCGAAUCCUGAAGAAUUUUUCUUCGCUGCGGGCCAUCCUUUCUGCUCUGCAGUGCAACCCGGUCCACCGGCUGAAGAGGAUGUGGGAUGAGGUGUCCAGGGAAAACUUUCGCAUCUUCCACGAGUUGUCAGAAAUCUUCUCAGACGAAAAUAACCAUUCGCUCAGCAGAGAGCUGCUCAUCAAGGAGGGCACGUCCAAAUUUGCCACCCUGGAAAUAAACCCCAAACGAGCCCAGAAGAGACAGCAGCAGCCCCGAGACCUGAGUGUGAUGCAGGGGACCAUUCCCUACCUGGGUACUUUCCUGACAGACCUAGUCAUGAUGGAUACUGCCAUGAAGGACUACCUGGACGGAGGGCUGAUACAUUUUGAGAAGAGGAGGAAGGAGUUUGAGGUGAUUGCCCAGAUCAAGCUUCUGCAGCUGGCCUGCAACAAUUAUAACUUCACCCGCAACAAGAGUUUCCGACAGUGGUUCUCCGGUGUGGACAAACUCACUGAGGCCGAGAGCUACAGUCAGUCGUGUGAGAUCGAGCCGCUGUCGGCGUCGGCCUCAAAUACUCUGAAAAAGAAGAACACAGGAAUCAUCAAACGCUGGAGCGAUCGCCAGCCGGCCAGCUCGGAGCCAGGCUACUGCAGUGCGGGCAGCUCUCACUCCAAGUCCUUUGACCAGCUGCGCUACGCCCCCUGCUUGGGGGGCUCAAGUGGAGGUGGAAGGGGUGACGGAGCAGACUCCCUGAGCGUCACCUCAGCCGGCUCCAGCAGCUCCGACGUCGAGGAGAUCAAUAUCAGCUUCAUCUCCGACUCGCCUGACGCCCACGAGCGAAAGACCUCCACGCCUUCCGUAAAACAUUCCAAUUCCACGUUAGGGAAGUGCGGCCCCUUGCCUGACCUGGCACCCACGUUCUGGGAGUCCACUUCUCUGUCCUCCUUGGACGCCUCUGGUGUGGGAUCUGGCUCGGGCUCCAGCAGCGCCUCCUCCUCCUCCAUGUCCUCCACGCCCGUGGUAGGGGCCGGCUCCCGCUCGCACAAGCGCUCCGUGUCGGGUGUGUCCAACUACUCGUCGCUGUCACUGCCCCUCUACAACCAGCAGGUGGACGAUUGCUGCAUCAUCCGGGUCAGCCUGGACGUGGACAACGGCAACAUGUACAAGAGCAUCUUGGUGACCAGUCAGGACAAGACGCCGGCGGUGAUCAGGAAGGCCAUGGUGAAACACAACCUGGACCGGGAGAGAGCGGAGGACUACGAACUGCUGCAGAAGAUCUCUGAGGAGAAAGAGCUGAAGAUUCCAGACAAUGCCAACGUUUUCUAUGCCAUGAACUCCUCGGCCAACUACGACUUUGUCCUGAAGAAACGUGGCUUCCCCAAGGUGGGCCGGACCAAGCAUGUGGCCAGCUCCACACUGCCGCGCAUGAAGCAGAAUGGCCUGAAAAUCGGCAAGGGCAUCUUCUGAGGGGCUACACCAUGUCCUCGCCCACCUCCCGCUUCCUGCUGGGCUCUCUGGGUGCCACCUUUUAGUACCACCCUUGAUGUACCAUGGUAGAGGGGCCAGCCGCCAGCUCGGUCUUGUGUUCGCCGUCUGAGCGUCAAAGCCUCAGAGGACUAAUACAGCUGAGUGGGAUGAAAGCCCUAUAGGCCAAUGAACUUGCACAAAUCACUUCCUGUUAGCUUCAGCUCUCUGUGGACGUCCUAAUCGAUAGUGAGCACUCAAGAAGGAAAACUGAGGGGAAAUGGUAACUGCAUUUUAUCCAGGUGCGUCUGAAAAUGCCUUCCCUCUAAAGGAGUUACACUCCCUGUCAUUUCUACAGAACCCUCCCUCAGCCGAUGCAGCGUGUGUGCGUGUGCGUGUGUGUGUGUGUGUGUGUGUGUGUGUGUGUGUGUGUGUGUGUGUGUGUGUGUAAAGUAUUCAAGCACUCAGAGAAAGAGCGAGAGAGAGAUGGAAACAUGAAUGUUGUAUUGUGAAAUGAACCGUGGUCUUUAAAUGUCUAGUCUUUUUGUUCUAUGUAGUGUAAAGGAAAAAAAGAAGAAUGAAAGGACUGUUCUGGUCUGCUCCCUCCUUUAUUUCUCUAUUUCAUUAAGGCCUGUUUUCCUUGUGUACCAGGGUAGGGGGUCAGUUAAUUCAGGAGAUAAAUGAAAGAGAGGAAAAGAAAGAACUCUAAUUAAAACAUACUAGUCCACUCCGCGUGUGCCAAAGAGCAGAGAAGAGUGGACUAUGAGAUAUGAUCAUAGAGAUUGCAGUGGGGGAGUGAGUUUGCUUGCUGUUGAGAGAUUCCUUGCACAGAUGUGUGAUUCUUUGUCUAUGACUCUGAUAGAAGAUAAUCUGAUAUGAUGAGUCCUUGGUUUGUAGUACCCCGUGUCUAUCCAUUUCUUACAGUAUUGCAGCACUUAUGAUCAAACCUAACGUCCCUAAUUAUCAGCAGCCAGGUCAGUGGUAUUGUGGAUUACAGUGUUAAAGCCUGUGUUCGUGCUCAAAGGGAUUUCUGAAAUGAUUGACUUUUUGACUGUGACCGUGUCACACUGUGUCCUGUGCAUGACAGUAAACAUUCUAAAAGGGACACAGGAUUGGGUCUCUAUCAGAGGGCAGGCUAUAUGUAGGCUGGCUAUACUUUACUUCUAUAGCCUUUUUACAUAAUGUGCCAACCUGAACCAUAGUGUGCUGGCUGGCUCUGAUAUUGUAUUUUAACAUGGUCCUUUCCAGCACAGUUCCAGCCACUAUGGUUGAUGCAUAACUAGGCCAGCGCAGUACAGCUUGGCUCAGCGCAGUACAGCUUGGCUCAGCGCAGUACAGCUUGGCUCAGCGCAGUACAGCUUGGCUCAGCGCAGUACAGCUUGGCUCAGCGCAGUACAGCUUGGCCCAGCUCAGUACAGCUUGGCUCAGCUCAGUACAGCUUGGCUCAGCGCAGUACAGCUUGGCUCAGCGCAGUACAGUAGUGUAAAAAGGGUAUGUUUUCAGGUGCUAUAAUGAUCGUUUUUCAUAUGUCAAUUAUCAUAAGGAUGGGUGGUCAUAGGGGAGUGGCUAUAUGGACACUCCUGGUGCCCAAAUUGCUGAUGUUUUUUGUGCAGUGAGAGUCGAGUGGAGUGUUGGAAGCCAUUUUGUAGAGUCGAGUGGAGUGUUGGAAGCCAUUUUGUAGAGUCGAGUGGAGUGUUGGAAGCCAUUUUGUAGAGUCGAGUGGAGUGUUGGAAGCCAUUUUGUAGAGUCGAGUGGUGACCAACGGAUCCAGUUCAGUCAUUUCAGACAGUCUUCCUGAUGUGCCGUUCCCAGCAAGCUAGUUUAAUGCUUGUGGCUAAAAACUUCAGCGAGAACUUGAAACUUGUCGGUCGAGGUUGGGACUUGGGAGUGUUCAGAAUCCUUUAGUUUUUGUCUAAUUAAUAAUUGUACAAAAUGUAACGUUAGAGGUUUAUGUCGUAGUAGUACAUUUUCGGUGAAAAUCACUAUUGACUACCCUAUCUACUUCCCUAUCCUUACUGCGUCAAGCCGUGAAGGACACGGCGCCCUGUGUCGCGUUGGCUUGAUGUGCAAACUCUCCCCAUUGAGCAGUGUAGCAUAACGGUGACAUCCAUCUAGAUGACUACCAACAUUACAAGUUAUUUUUCAUGUAGGCUGCUAUCCAACUCAAAAUAAAAUCAAGUGGGAUGGAACAAAUUGGAGAUGGUGACCAAAUCCAGAUGACCAAUACUACAAGUUAUUUCUCCCUUUCUAUUGCCAGUUUUAACUAGCGCCACGCUGCUGUUGCCAGCUAGCCAGCAUAAACUAGCUGGGAAGGGCCUAUCAGGACGACUGACUGAACCAAAUCCACACUCGACUCUCAGCUGCGCGACAUAUGUCUAUCACCUUUUAAGGUAUGACCCAGGUGCAGACAGUGUUGAAGAAACAAAAGUGUAUUAUUUAAACAGAGGCAGGCAAACGACAGGUCAAGGCAGGCAGAGGUCAAUAAUCCAGAGAGAGUGUAAGGCACCGGAACAGCAGACGGGCUCAUGGUCAGGUCAGGCAGAGGUCAAUAAUCCAGAGAGAGUGUAAGGCACCGGAACAGCAGACGGGCUCAUGGUCAGGUCAGGCAGAGGUCAAUAAUCCAGAGUAGAGUGUAAGGCACCGGAAUAGCAGACGGGCUCAUGGUCAAGGCAGGCAGAGGUCAAUAAUCCAGAGAGAGUGUAAGGCACCGGAACAGCAGACGGGCUCAUGGUCAGGUCAGGCAGAGGUCAAUAAUCCAGAGAGAGUGUAAGGCACCGG
Messenger RNA from Oncorhynchus nerka (sockeye salmon), 5172 nucleotides. Its product is annotated as ral guanine nucleotide dissociation stimulator-like. Gene Ontology annotation, cellular component: plasma membrane. The record is from RefSeq and is a predicted model, not a curated record. Lineage: Eukaryota; Metazoa; Chordata; Actinopteri; Salmoniformes; Salmonidae. Bases 94 to 2397 code for a protein of 767 amino acids. Gene Ontology annotation, molecular function: guanyl-nucleotide exchange factor activity. The transcript is spliced from 16 exons. Gene Ontology annotation, biological process: positive regulation of GTPase activity; Ras protein signal transduction.